This is a messenger RNA of Gymnodraco acuticeps, 2257 nucleotides long. RefSeq lists its product as uncharacterized. Bases 1 to 2079 code for a protein of 692 amino acids. NCBI's taxonomy places the organism in Eukaryota, Metazoa, Chordata, Actinopteri, Perciformes, Bathydraconidae. The record is from RefSeq and is a predicted model, not a curated record. The transcript has 15 exons.
AUGCGAAGCCCGUACAAUACGGCAGAGACUUAUUCAGAGGAUGUGGCUGGAGUCCCCAUGGAGGUUUUCAGGGUGAGCGCCUACUACAUGGCACCACAGGGUCUGAAUGUAGUGAACUUGGUAGCUGCGUGUCCCAAAGGUGGCGUCCUCUUCACCGAGGAUAUGAUCUCUUGGCACGUACCUUGCCGUGUGACUCCUCUGUUGGAUGGCAGAAUUACAGUCUCAGAAAUGCACAUGGGAAUCAAUGGGCAGAGGCUUGAUAGAUCUCAGAUGGCCGCACGGGGGUACACACUGAGCACCACUGACUUCCACAUCGUCGUCGAGAUCCCAGUGGGCUCGCCUGAUGGUUACUACAAGAGCCAUGCCCCAGAUUACCAGUACCACAUCACCUACUUUGUGGAGCCCAUGCUUGAGGUACUGUGGAGGACAGAUGACACCCAAGAUAAUACCAGAUACAAGGUUUUGUUCCCCAUCAUGACCCCUCUGAUGCCUCAAUCUCCCCAAAUCCAGGAUGACACUGUCCCAGAGACUCGGGUGUUCAGCGUUCUCUUGGGAACCUUCCUCCAUGACGUUGAGCUGAGGAACAUCACCUUCUCCACCGGGGUCCUCACUGUUGAGGAGAGCAAUGCCAAAGGCUUCACAGUCCAGGAACACAGCUUGGCUAAUGGCUCCAAGAGCUUCUCUCUUCAAGUGCCCUUUGAUGCCGAUGUUGUCUUAAAACAUAAUCCUGAACGCUUGGUUACAUCCUACUUCCUCCCUCUGAUCUUUGGGUUGAUCAUCCUGCCUGAAGAAACUCCUUUUGCUCUCCCGGUCGACCUGCAGGCCUCUCUGCAGGAUGUUGUGUUACCCAUCAUGGCUGGCACCUGUGACCAGAACCAGUUUUACAUCAGCGUGAAGUUCGGGAGUCACGGCUCUAAUUUCAAGGCUAUCGUUGGACCUCGAGAGCUGACGGCUGAGAUGGCUCAAGACUACAAUUUCUAUGAGAACAGCACACACCUCAGCCUCAUUCUGCCAUACACUGCCAAGGACGCUGUUUUUGAGCUGCUCACUGCAGAAUCAGUCAAAUCCAGAAUUGACCUGAUUCUGUUGGAUCGUGCAAAUGACUGGGUGCUUGCUGAUCUAUAUCUGGCUUGCUACUUCCCCUUAAAAGCAACAGAGUGCCACCCCAAUGGCACAAUGACCGCUGUGGCUGUGAAGGUUGAAUCGACUCGUAAUCUGAAGCCAAGUCAGCUGACGCUAAAGGACCAGUCCUGCACACCACAGUUCAGCGACGAUCGCUUUGCAUAUUUCUCCUUCAGUGUGGAUACCUGUGGAACCACCAGAACGUUCUUUGACGACUACAUGAUGUAUGGAAAUGAGAUCCGCCUGUCUUACAACAACGCCCAAGGAGCAGCCAACACAUCACCAGUUGAUCCUGAUUACAGGCAAACCAUUUCCUGCUUCUAUGUGGUCAAUGAGACUCAGACUGUUGCCUUCAGCGCUAAACCAAGAACCUAUGAGCCGGCUGCAGAGAUCGGCACCGGGCAGCUGAUGGUGCAGAUGAGGCUUUCCCAAGAUCCAUCCUACGAGCUCUUCUACCAAGCAGAGGAUUAUCCAGUGGUGAAAUAUCUGCAGCAGCCUCUGUAUUUUGAGGUGGAGCUGAUGCAUUCUACCGACCCGCACUUGGAACUCAUUGCUGAGAACUGUUGGGCAACCCUUUAUGAAGAUAGGACAUCUCUGCCAAGCUGGGACAUCAUUGUGGACAGCUGUGAGAAUCGCAAUGACAGCUAUGCAACAAUUUUCCAUCCCGUUGUGAGUGACUCCAGAGUUUUAGUCCCAUCCCACAUCAAGCGCUUCUCUGUAAAGAUGUUCACUUUCACUAAAGAUGACAAGGUUCUGAAAGACCAGAUCUAUGUCCACUGUGAUGCAGUGAUUUGUGACCCAAGCAGCCAGGCAGAUGGUUCCUGCAGAGGCCAGUGUGUGCAUCCUCCAGGUCAGAGCUACUCAAGACCUGCAGGUGUAAAAAAGGAGCGAAGAAGCACCGACUCAACACGCCAAAGGCAGAUCUCCUCUGGGGCAAUUAUUCUGUCUAACCUUUGAAUAUGUUCUGAAGUAUUUACAUUUUGUCGUUUGCAACUUAUGUACAUUUGUUCAUUGUUUUGUUUGGCACCAGGGGAACAGUUUUAUCAAUGAAUGUACUGUACUGCCUUUUAUAUUGAUGGAUGACAAUAACGACUCGUGUAUUUUGAAGAAAAAAAUCAAAAUAAAAUAAAAGCCA